AUGAGCGAUAAGGAUAAACUUAUUUCGGAGGAGGAUGGCGUCGGGUUAUCUAGGAAACUGACCAGAAAGGAUAUCAACAUAAGGCCACCCUGGUACUUGGGCCCUGGAUUUCUGCUCUUCUGGGUCCUACUCUUCUUCGCUGUGGUAAUACCGCUCUUCUAUCGCCUGCCCACAUCGCUGACAAUCGAGGAUGACAAUGAAGGCGAAUUCAUUGGAGAUCGCGCCUAUAACACGCUCAACAAUCUGGUGAACAUUGGACCCAAGGUGACGGGCAGCAAUGCCAAUGAGGUGGAUGCAGUAGCUUAUCUGCUAAAUGAAAUAGCUGAUAUCAAGAAAGAGCUGCUUGAGGAGCUGUUCACCUUGGAGAUUGACAUACAGAAAGCUACGGGCUCGCAUAUCUACUAUGACAUGCUUGAGAUGUAUCAAGGAGUACAGAAUAUUGUGGUCAAGCUGAGCCCAAAGAGAUCCACUAGCGAGUCGUACCUUCUGGUCAACAGCCACUUCGAUUCAGUGGCAAAUUCUCCUGCAGCUGGUGACGAUUGCUUCAUGGUGGCCACCAUGCUGGAGGUGCUGCGUGUGAUGGCCACAACCAGACAAUCCUUCGAGCAUCCCGUCGUCUUUUUGUUCAACGGAGACGAGGAAAUGGGCAUGCAGGCCUCGCACGGUUUCAUCACACAGCACAAAUGGGCACCAAAUUGCAAAGCUGUCGUCAAUUUGGAUGCCGCGGGCAGUGGCGGGCGCGAGAUUUUAUUCCAAACUGGCCCCUCACAUGCCUGGCUAGCCACUUAUUACAAAGAGAGUGCGAAACAUCCUUUCGCCACCACCCUGGCUGAGGAAAUCUUCCAAAUGGGUCUUGUGCCGUCCGAUACGGACUAUCGUAUUUUCACACGAUACGGCAAUAUUCCAGGUGUUGACAUGGGCCAGGCCAUCAAUGGCUUUAUAUACCACACCAAGUACGAUCGUAUCGAUGUUAUUCCUCGCGGCUCCAUUCAAAACACGGGCGAUAAUCUUCUGAGUUUAGUGCGCAAUUUGGCAAACGCAACCGAAUUGCACGAUACAGAGGCAUACAAAAAUGGCCAAGCUGUGUACUUUGACUUUUUGGGUCUGUUUGUCAUCAACUACUCCGAAGAAACGGGCAAAACUUUGAACUACUGCGCAGCAGGAGCCACGCUCAUCCUGGUUUUCAUCUCUUUGUGGCGCAUGUCAGCCGUUGCUCGGCUGUCCUCAUGUGGUGUCUGGCAGCGUCUUAUAAUGCUAGUGACUCUACAGAUUAUAGCCUUCGUCUUGGCCCUGGGAAUGCCCUUGCUAGUAGCAUAUGUUUUCGACAGCUUUGGCUUGUCGUUGACCUACUUUAGCUCUCCAGCGCUCCUGAUCGGCUUGUAUAUAUGCCCGGCACUAAUUGGUCUCGGUCUGCCAAUCACCAUUUACUAUCAGUCGCAGCAGAACAAUAAAUUACCUAUCACAUAUCACCUGCAACUGGCUUUGCAUAGCUGGGUCGUUGUUUUGGCUCUUCUGGCCAUAGGAGGGACAGCCUAUGGCUUGCGCUCCAUCUAUAUUAUCACAAUUCUGAUUAUAUUCUAUGGCAUUUCCUUGGCCCUAAAUCUCUUGACGACGCUCCACGAUCGUGGCUACAGUUGGGCUGGCCUGGUCAUAGCUAGCCAGGUGAUGCCUUUCCUGUACAAUAGCUACCUCUUCUACAUAUUCAUUGUGGUGCUGACGCCCAUGAAUGGUCGAUCCGGCAGUGCCUCCAAUCCGGACACAACCAUUGCUGCCUUGGCAGCACUGGGCGCAGUGACUUCCUUUGGAUUUUUGCUGCCUUUGACCAACAUUUUCCGACGACCCUGGUCGGUAUUGCUCACCCUAUUGCUGGUUACGGGCGUUACGAUAUUCCUAGCCUGUGGCACUCAGAUCGGUUUUCCCUAUCGCCAGAGGACCAACAGUGCGCGACACGUGCGCCGAAUCUUUUACGAGUACGACGGCAGCGUUAGCAAGGAUGACUCCGGCUAUUUGUUCAAUUUCCAGGAUAGACGUCAAGCGCAAGCGUUUCCCGGCGUGAAUCUAACUGGCGCGAUUAGCCAGACGUCCAAUUGCGAUACACACAUGAUGUGUGGGGUGCCUCUGUUCGAUGAACGCUGGGUGGGCAAUCGUUUGCAGGGCAUGUGGCUGCCACGUGAGGAGCCCAUCGUGCCACCAACACCAGCCAAUCUGGAGCUGCUGAGCAAAACAGUGUUGAAUGAUACGAAAACUGUACGCUUUGAAUUCCGCUUGACGGGACCGAACUAUUUGAGCCUGUUUGUGCAGGCCUAUGAAGAUGAUUAUGUCACUGUGAGUGACUGGUCCUUCUCCCGGAGUUACCUGGAGCAAAAGCCAGCUCUUCCGCUGUCCUACCACAUGUACAUUACCUAUGGAAGUAAUGCACCACUCGAGUUUAGUCUCGAUCUUACAAAAGCGAAUGGAGACUUCAAUGUGCCGCUGUUCCAACUAGGCGUAUCGUCGCACAAUAUUGGAAACAAAGGCGACGAGCAUAGCGUGAAGUUCGCCUCAACAUUCCCCUCGUAUGCAGUCAUAACCGAUUGGCCUUCCCUAUAUCAAAGAUAUAUAUUCUAA
Drosophila novamexicana is the source of this 2607-nucleotide messenger RNA. RefSeq names its product endoplasmic reticulum metallopeptidase 1-like. NCBI's taxonomy places the organism in Eukaryota, Metazoa, Arthropoda, Insecta, Diptera, Drosophilidae. Gene Ontology annotation, molecular function: metalloexopeptidase activity. Gene Ontology annotation, biological process: proteolysis. The record is from RefSeq and is a predicted model, not a curated record. The coding region runs from base 1 to 2607 and encodes 868 amino acids. The transcript has 10 exons.